CUUGACGCCCCUGCAUCCCCCUCUGGUGUGUCUGAGCGGCGGGUAUCCUCUCUGCGUCCCUCUGCCUCCAUCAGGACGCAGAGCUCCGCCUCGGAUGCAGCUGCUGCUGUUUAUCUGAUUACCGCGAUACAAGCUGCAUCUCCUUAAAGCGACACUCCGGCUUAAUUAAUUAGACCACCGGAGAGAGGAGGAGAGAGCGGCCGACGAUGCAGAUGACGAGAGGGAGCAGCAUCCGCCGGUCGCCACCAUCUUCUCCCUGCAGGACGUCGCCGCUUCAUUUCACCGCCUCGGGGUUAUGAAACCGGCUGCAGUCUAACCCUGCAUGCCCGCAGAAAAACCUCCCAAGACCUCCCUCCUCCCUCCUCGGCUCUUCAUUCUGCGAUUCAUGGACUGUCAGUGCGUCACACUCGUUCUCUCUGCGCCUUUUCUUCCGCAGACGCGUCGCCACCUCCUUGCCUCGUAUUUAGGUUAUGAAAUAGGCUGCAAUAACGCGGCCUCCCGUUCCUCAGUCCCGCUGCGCACACGGACUCUGUAGCCCUCAUGGCCUCUGUUAAAUGCGUCCCUAAAUCAGCCGUUUGCGCGUCCUUGUUCGCCUGUCCGGCCUUUUGCAUCUCCGCGUUCCUGUUCGCCGCCCAUGCGUCGCCGCUGCCUCUGCCGCUGCCGCGCCACCUCCUCAGCUCUUCCGCACCACAUGGACUCUGAGAUCUGCGUGAAGCGCGCGCCGUCUCCGCGUCCACGCCCUCCCUCUGCCGCGGAUGCGGUGCGCCUGGGUACUCGCUGUCUCUUCGACCUGGCCCGUCAGUGAUCCUCUGGUCCGGGGGGGCUGGUGUCCGCAGAGAGGCAGGAUGGUGCGGAUAGCCAGCGCGCUGGGGCUCGUCAUGUUCAGCGUGGCGCUGCUCAUCCUGUCGCUCAUCAGCUACGUGUCCAUCAAGAAGGACUUCCUGCUCAGCACCCCCAGAUACGGACCUAAUGGAGGACCCAGAUUGUCCAUGUUCCACGCAGGGUUUCGCUCCCAGCUGGCGAUGAAGUAUCUGGAUCCAGCUUUCACUCCUCUGACCAACUCUCUCAGCGAGGACCUGCAGAACUCCUCUAAAUGGAGCUACAACAGCACUGCUUUUAUACAGCUGAAAAAGGAGAUCUCUCAGUACAUCGACAUCCCUCACAACUUCACACUGACACGAGGCUCAGUCCGAAUCGGACAGCUCAUGCACUAUGACUACUCCAGCCACAAAUACGUCUUCUCUAUUGGCGAGAACUUCCGCUCACUCCUCCCUGAGGCUUCGCCGAUCAUCAACAAGCACUACAAUGUCUGUGCCGUGGUUGGCAACAGUGGGAUCCUCACCGGCUCACGCUGUGGCGCUCAGAUCGAGAAGUUUGACUUUGUCUUCCGCUGCAAUUUCGCGCCGACUGAGAUCUUUAAGAAGGACGUUGGGCGACGGACCAACAUGACAACCUUUAACCCUAGUAUCCUGGAGAAAUACUACAAUAAUUUACUGACUGUUCAGGACAGGAACAACUUCUUCUUGAGCCUAAAGAAGCUGGACGGAGCCAUCCUGUGGAUCCCAGCAUUUUUCUUCCACACGUCAGCCACAGUGACGAGGACACUGGUUGAUUUCUUCGUGGAACAUCGAGGCCAGCUGAAGGUCCAGCUGGCCUGGCCCGGAAACAUCAUGCAGUAUGUCAACAGCUACUGGAAAACCAAGCAGCUGUCGCCAAAGCGCCUGAGUACCGGCAUCCUGAUGUACACGCUGGCGUCCUCCAUGUGUGACCAGAUCCACCUGUAUGGCUUCUGGCCCUUUGGCUGGGACCCUAACACGGGUAAGGAGCUGCCAUACCACUACUAUGACAAGAAGGGCACCAAGUUCACCACCAAAUGGCAGGAGUCCCAUCAGCUGCCCGCUGAGUUCAAACUCCUCUACAAGAUGCAUACAGAGGGACUGCUGAAGCUCACCCUUUCCCACUGUGCUUAGGCCUAAAACUGCAGCAGGCACAACGCUUCAUCAAACUCUUCUCAAACGCUUCAACAGGCCAGGGUUGUCAAGACAAGGCAGGCGAGGGAAGGAUUCAUGUGGUUUUGCCAUAAGCAAAACCUUGCCUCUAAGGUUGAGCUGGUGCAAUGGCUUCUUAAACUGUCCAAGAUCCCUGAGCAAAAGCCCAUAAUCCUGUGCUCAAGAAGACGAACCACAACAGCUCAAGAAUCAUGGAGUCUAUUCAUUUUCUACUGCUCAAGAAUCUAAAAAGGACCACAGGUAAUUUUUUGGAUAAGGUGGCUGCAGCUAGGCAAUGUUGCUUUUCCGCAGAAUAUCACAACUUUGAAUAGCUUCAUGGUGUUUUUAUCACUCAUAACUCUCAGCACUACAGCUUCAAAUCAGCAGACGGACUGUUUAAAACCAAGGUUGUGUUCAGACUGCAUUAAAGAAAGCAGAUCCCUUGUUCAUUUCUAUGAGACUACUGUGUUGGCGCAGUUUGGGUCCUGACACAAGGGGCAAUGGCAAAAAAGUUGAACCUGGCACUUUGUUUGCUACAAUUCAGUGCGAUGUCAUUUAGUAACGUACUGUGUGAGCAAAUCAGAUACGUGCACGUGCACAUUGUUCCUAGAUUAAAUUGUAGAGAAAAUUAUUGUUGCUGAUAACUUUCCAGAGUUGAAAAAUCCUGUCAUAUUAUUAUAAACCGCCAUGCAGUGAUUUGGCAUCUGAUAAGCCUUCAAACUCAUGGAUCUGUUACUCAAACUGUACUUCCUGGAUUGUAUUUCAUCCUCUCACCAGUACCUAAAGGCAACAUGCUACCAUCAACACAAGCCCUUGCGUUUCUUUUGCUGGGAUCAGACAACACAAUACCCUUGAGAGGCCACUGUGUCAUAUUAGGUGAUCAUAGUCAAAAAAUAGGCCAAAACUUGGCCGAGCUUGCUGUCUUUCAUGACUUGCAUGACUUCCAUAGGUGAUCAGUUAGGAGGUUCCAUAGACCAACUUCACUGUUCCACCUGAUCAUGACAACAUCAUUCCUCUUUCACUUCCUCAAUUCUGCAAAAAACAAGGUGGUUUUUGCCUUUUCCGAGUUAACACGUUUAAUGGGAGAUGGAAACAUCAUAGUAUCCAACAUUUAACUCACAUGACUGAUCGGCGGUUUCAACUCUGACAGUCUCCUCAUCUCUACCAUGGCAAUAUUAUACACCCAUGUACAUCCAGUUCCACACUAAUCUGAUGGUACCUUCCUCCCAUUAAUACAUAAAACAGAAAUGUCAAAUUUACAUCCUAUUUGCUGGAUUGUUUUUUACCGUUUGAGGUUUCGACGUUCUUUUAAUUACCAAAUCUUGCCAUCUCUUUUGACCUCUUCUUCUGAAUUUUACGACUGGAGAAUUGGCACCACCUACUGCUUAUCUUGAUGAACCAACUUCUAAUAGUCGCAUAACAGUAGUUGAGAAAAAAAAGCAUUCAAUCGCAUUUCCUUUUGCCCCUUUACUUUUGUUAAAAUUUGGAUGGAAAAAGGCUAGUGAUACACUUUAAAACAUUCAACAUUUUAAAUUUAGGCAUGCAGCAGUUCUCAUAGAAUAACUUACAAUGAGUGCAAAAUUAAGAGAAAUAAUUAGAUUAGUCACGUUAUUUAUAGUAGUCAUAGUUAUUUAGUCACAGGUUCAUACGAAAUCUGGAUUUGUUACCCAGGUUUCAGUAAAUUUAUUCUUAAAGUUCCAUUCCCAGAAUUUUUGAAAAUGCAACAUUGACAUAUUAACACCACAGAAAGUUGUUCCAGCUGAUGUGUAAGCAAGCUUUAUAUUUAGACAUCCAGCAGACACAGAGCAACAUUAUCAUUAUUUGAGUUGCUGAGUGCUUGUGUCCACCUGAUGAAUGUAAGUCCAGUAUUUACUCUUUUAGUUCCGAUUUGGUCUCUACCAACUCUUGAGAAAAAUAUUGGGCUUGUUAGCUGCUAAACGUUAACUUUCUUCACCAGCAAAUCGCAAAUUUUAUCUGUCUGCCAUUUGGUGCUGGGCAAGUAGUGCACAGUGUGUUUAUUAGAGCUUGUUUGCUAGAAACAAGGUUGAUACAGUGGUACUGUACAGUUUAACAAUUUUCCACAGCAACAACUAGCACAACCAUAAUCUGUAAGGACAUAACUCUGAGUCAGGUUGUGUGUCCACAAGACAUCUUUAACAGCACAGAUAGGAAUGUUGUAUUUAAUACCAGAGAUGUCGCAAUUGUAGAUAAAGGUAGGGCUGUUUGCUGACUUUGUAAAAUGCAACUGUACAUACCUUAGCACUGCAACAAAUCUGAGGUGUUACUGUUAGCUUGUUGCUCAGUGAGAUAGUUUUUUUUUUUUUUAAGUGACAAUCCACUUUGUAAAGAUUACUAAUGGUGAUUGUAAACCCAGCACUAUGCAACUUAUCAGGAAGAUUCACUUUCAGCCAGUAUCCUGCUGUUUCUGUUUUUUAUGUUAUCGUAUUUUCCCUUCCUCAAUUUGUGUGUUUUAAAAAAAGAUCAGGGUUUGAAAAUUGGUGAUAUAUGUUAGAAUAUAGCUUUAUCAUCCCAUAGUGUUAAGAAUCUCCACGUUAACCAGGUGGCUUCAUUCACACACACUUAUCUUU
Messenger RNA from Morone saxatilis (striped sea-bass), 4576 nucleotides. It is a transcript of the gene st8sia3, whose product is annotated as ST8 alpha-N-acetyl-neuraminide alpha-2,8-sialyltransferase 3. NCBI's taxonomy places the organism in Eukaryota, Metazoa, Chordata, Actinopteri, Moronidae. The coding region runs from base 756 to 1970 and encodes 404 amino acids. The record is from RefSeq and is a predicted model, not a curated record. Gene Ontology annotation, biological process: N-glycan processing; oligosaccharide metabolic process. The transcript is spliced from 4 exons. Gene Ontology annotation, molecular function: alpha-N-acetylneuraminate alpha-2,8-sialyltransferase activity.